Molecule: messenger RNA, 3037 nt
Organism: Acipenser ruthenus (sterlet)
Lineage: Eukaryota; Metazoa; Chordata; Actinopteri; Acipenseriformes; Acipenseridae
Exons: 22
Source: RefSeq, a predicted model, not a curated record
GCCGUGUCCCACCAAGCGAGCGAGUGAACGCAGCGGCUUCUUUCUGUUGUAGAUAAGCGAGGUGUUGUUAGUGAUUGGUGAUCUGUGGUGGACACGGCUGGAGAAAUCGUAUUGAGAUGGGGUUUAGGCUGCUUUUAGGAGUUGCCUGGUUAUGCGCGGUGUUCCCGGCUGGCUUGGUCGCUCAGGACUUGUCUGGUAACUUUGUGACCGAGUGCCGGGAUCGGUACUUCUGGAUGUCAACCAAUGGCAAGUUUGCCGGCGGUAACUUUCGCUUUGACGUCAUCGAUAGAAGCGGGGUUUACCCGCUGAAUGACAGCUACGCAGCGGCGUGCGGGUUUACGUAUUCCUUCAACCUUCCCGGAGACUUGAUCUUCAGAGCGUCGUUCUUGGCCUGUCACGUGGAGAGCGUGAAUGACGUCUCCUAUGCGCUCCAGUACCACUUCGUGAGACUGGACUCUCUGGGCAGAGAGACGGUCUACCCCUUCUCCCUGUCCUGCAGCAUGGAGAGCCCCUGGAACCCCCGUGAGAUCGUCUGUGAGGAUAACUACAUGGAGGUGUCUGUUAGGAAGAAUGUCCCGGUCAUCGCUCAGGAAGGACUGGAGAAGGAGGACUGGGAAGCGGCUAUCUCCAUAGCCCAGGGAGCGGUGAUGUCCGUGUGGCAGGUGGUGUUCCACCAGACCGGGAUGCCCCCCAAAAUCAUGACCGCCGAGGACGCCCGUACCGCAGGAUACCUCGUCAACUCCACGUCCAACCGCAUCAUCUUCAGAUCGCCCUACGGCAUGCCCAUGUCCGAGGUGCUCCUGGUAUCGGGGAUCCCUGUGGAAGCCAUCAGAGCCACUGUGUUCUAUAAGCAGAGGUGGAUGCUGCUAUUGGUGGACACUUCAGCUGCCUGCGCCAAGAACCCCUCUGUUUUCGAUGGCACCUACCUGAGCUGGGUCACCCCGAGGCUCAUCACCCCGCUGGUCCUGCAUCCCACCAAGUUCCUGGAUAAACGGAUCACGAUGGGGGUGGAGGGGAGGGCCCUGGAUGAGGUCGCUGCUACCAGCAGGGGGUACCAGCUGCUAGUCAACCGCACUGCAGUGGAAAUCUGCAUUCCCUUCGGAGCUGUGGGGGGGUAUCGCAAGAGUCAUGUGAUUGAUAACAAGUACAACCAGGUGUAUGAGAUUGACCUUUUCCUGGAGCACCAAUGGGCUGACGACCUGUGGGAGGUGACCCAGCACCGCUCCUUCAAGCCAGCCCGCUCCCCCUACCUCCCUGAGACCCCUUAUGUGGUGAACAACACCGUCCCGAGUGAGAAGGGCUUCACGGUGACCCUUGGUAACUUCAAGCCGGAUGUUGAGCUGAAGAACCUGACCCUCAACGGGGUUCCUCUGACCCUUCCCGAGGCCCAGAACAGAGGCGUGAAGAUCAACGAGGUCCAGCACCCCAACGGCACCAAGGACUUCGUCCUGAAGGUCCCUUUCAACAACCCGCUGGUCUCUGUAGAGUACAUUGGGGCUCUCAUCAGGAGGUACACCUUGAACAUCAACUACACCUUGAACAUUGUCCCCCAGAAUGAGCCGUAUUUUCACCCGGCUGCUAUUGUGUGUGAUGUGAAGGAUGUUAAUCUUCCUGAUGUCAAAAGCUUUUGUACAAACCGCAGCGUGGUUUUCGAAGUGACCCCGGGCAACAUGGACUCCAGCUGGGAGCUGUGCAUUGGGAGCCGCCCUCUACCCUACACCAUCGUUGAGCCCAAGAUCACCAUCGAGUUGCCACUCUUUAGCAUUGGCUACAUCUAUGAGUCCAUCUGGCUGCAUGGAAGCUGGGUGUGAAGAGCUAGCUUGAGGUAGGGUUAGGACAAGGAGGCGAAUGACACUGCUGUAGUCCAGCUUGAAGUGGACGAUGUUAUUGGGGUAGCAUGGUGUUGCCUUGAUUCAUUCUUCUCCUCCCCUGCCACAGUGUGCUUUCCUAACGGAGUGGUGACGGUGGUGGCUGUGACCAUGGAGCCCAUACCAUUAGUGGAUCCCAGCAAGACCACCCUGCUGGACAAGACCUGCAAACCCAAAGAGUUUGACUCGACCAGGGCUCUCUUCACCUUCGGGGUGAACACCUGUGGGACCAGGAGCCAGAUUGUGGGGAACUACCUGAUCUAUGAGAACGAGGUGCUGUAUACCAGAGCGCUUUUCCCACCCAAUGCUCCAGUCAUCACCAGAGACUCUGAAUACAGGCUGACGAUCCGCUGUCGCUACCCCCUCAACGACACCCUGACGCUGGCUGCUGAAAGGAAGGCGGUCCCUGCUCCAGCCCCCUACUCUGUGCAGGGGCUUGGGUCCCUGCACGUCCGGUCUUAUGACCCUAUGAGCAGAGCCAAGAGUCCCAGAGAUGUUCUGAAUCUGAAGGCUCGGCUAGCCAGGGAUGUGAGCUACUCCCAGUUCUACUCUGCGUUCCCUGUGUCCCAGUCUCUGCUGGAGCCCGUGUUUCUGCAGGUUGAGCUCCAGCAGCCCCAUAGCCAGACUGACCGCCUCAUCCUGCAGGACUGCUGGGCCACACUGACCCCUGAACUGGAUGCCAGCCCUCAAUGGGACCUGGUCACUGACCGCUGCCUGGUCACUGGAGACUCGUACAGGACCCACUUCCACCCAGUGCCGGCCAGCACUCUCACCAGGAGCUCCCCCCAGCUCCAGAGGCUUGAGGUGCGGGCACAGCAGUCUAGCAAGGACUCUGCCUUCUGGAGACAGGUGUAUUUCCAUUGCAUGGCUGUGGUUUGUGAUCCCAACCUGGAGGAUACCUGCAAUACGACUUGUGUGCCUGGAGCCCAGAGAUCUGCCCGUAGUGUGGAUCGAUACAGCCAGAUCAGAGGCUACAUUUCUGCCGGGCCGGUCCAAUUGGUACCAGAAGGACAAGUCUUGCACCUUCAAACAGCAGGUGACUCCCCCUUGGUUCCGGCGCUGGGCGUGGUGUCCGCUCUCCUCGGAGUUCUGCUCGUCAUUCUUGUUGCUGUCGGAUUCAGGAGAUGUUAAACUUGCUGUCUACCCCAAUAAAGAUUUUUGCAUCUCGA